CCAUUGGCCCCUGGACCCACUCGCCUCCCCGCCCUCCUCCUCCUCCUCCUCUUCUUCUGCUGCUUCUGCUGCGAGGAUGUGGUCGGUGGGCUGCCUGGCCCCUUCCCUCCGGGGACCCCUCUUCCUCUUCCUCUUCCUGCUGCUGCUGGGCGCCUCCCCCGGAGAAGGUGACUCCCCUCCAGAGGUGCGGAUAGGGCAGGGGUCCCUGCGGGGUCGCCGCAUGCGUGUUCCGGGCUCGGAGCGCCCCGUGGACAUCUUCCUGGGGGUCCCCUUUGCCCCCCCGCCCCUGGGCCCCCUGCGCUUUGCCCCCCCAGGAGCCCCCCCACCGUGGAAUGGAACCCGGGACGCCUCCCAGGCCCACCCACCCAUGUGUUUGCAGGAUCCAGUCAUGGGGCAAGGCCUGUCGGACGCAUUCACGAACAAGAAGGAGAAGGUCUCCCUGGAGGUUUCCGAGGACUGCUUGUACCUCAACAUCUUCUCUCCGGUCCAUGCGGACAAGAAGGCGAAGCAGCCAGUAAUGGUUUGGAUCCAUGGCGGGGGGCUUCAGCUGGGGGCGGCCUCCUCUUACGACGGGUCCACCUUGGCCGCCUUUGAGGACGUGGUGGUGGUGGCCAUUCAGUACCGGCUGGGCAUCCUUGGUUUUUUCAGCACCGGGGAUGACCAUGCGCCCGGGAACUGGGGCUUUCUGGACCAAGUGGCGGCUCUCAAGUGGGUCCAGGGGAACAUCAGACACUUUGGGGGCGACCCAGGAUCCGUGACGAUAUUCGGAGAGUCGGCAGGAGGCUUCAGCACUUCCGCUCACGUAUUGUCCCCUCUGUCCAAGGGCCUAUUCCACAGAGCCAUCUCCGAGAGUGGCGUGGCUGCCACGGACAUCCUCAUAGACCCCCACCCAGAAAAGCUUGCAAAGAAAAUUGCCAAAACUGCCGGUUGCCAAGCCUUCAGUUCUCCCGAGAUGCUCCGUUGCCUCAAGGCCAAGACAGCGGAAGAAAUCUUAGAGACGACUCUCAAGAUGGGCUUCACCCACCUGCAACUGGAGGACAAUACUCAGAAGACACUCUUCAUGCCUGCCGUGGUGGACGGUGCGUUUAUGCCGAAGCGCCUGCUGGAUGAGGAGGAGGUGGGCGGCAGCGGCGUGCCCGUCAUCAUCGGCGUCAACAACCAUGAAGCGGGGUGGCUUCUCCCCAAUAUGCUCGAGUUCCCAGAGUUAGACAAGGGCUUCGACAGGAAGACGGCCGAAUUCCUCCUGUGCGGCACUGCAAAGUCCCUCAUGACAAUCGACCGUGAACACUGCCACAUCAUCAUCAACGAAUACCUGAAGGAUUUCCAGGACCCCCUUCAGCUCCGGGACCGGGUCCUGGAAGCCCUUGGGGACGUGGUCUUAGUGGCGCCUGCUGUCCUUGCUGCCCGGCACCAUCGGGACGCCGGCCACCCGACCUACCUCUAUGAGUUCCAGCACAGCCCCAGUUGGCAGGUGGGCCUGAGGCCGGACUUUGUUCAGGCCGACCACGGCGAUGAGCUUUUCUUUGUCUUUGGGAAGCCCUUCUUAGCAGAUGAAGGCACUGACGAAGAGAGAAACCUUAGCAAAACAAUGAUGAAAUACUGGGCCAAUUUUGCUCGCAAGGGGGAUCCCAAUGGGGCCAGUCUAGUGGCCUGGCCCUCCUACGACCAGGAGGAGCAGUACCUGGACAUAGGCUUGAAGCAAAGGGUGGCCAAGAAGCUGAAAGAGGGGCGGGUUCGCUUCUGGAGCCAGACCUUGCCUGAAAAAGUCGCAGAAGGGAGAGAGGGGCACAGGGAGCUCUGAGCCCUUCCCAGUCCUCCUUCCCCCAUUGGGGCCCCCUGCCCCCCCCCCCAAAUAGGCUUCUCUGCGUCUGUGUCCAUCGAUCGCAGCCAGAUUCCAGAAGGAACAGAUGCCGGGAGAGGAAGGCAAGGAGAAGGGGGUGCAACAUUGGACUUGGUGCCUUUGAAUGAUUUCUUUGCUUUUCUGGUGAAAUCCCACCCCCUCUUUUUUUGGAACUCAUUUCUGUUCAAUCUGCUUCUUUCCAAAGCUGGAAGGACAUCUUCGAUGUUUCCGGUUUCUGUGUGUAACGGGAUCAGGCCAAGCAAUGCUUCAUCUUUCGAACGCUUUUCAUAAGUAAUAAAUAUAAAGAUAUC
Molecule: messenger RNA, 2151 nt
Organism: Anolis sagrei ordinatus
Lineage: Eukaryota; Metazoa; Chordata; Lepidosauria; Squamata; Anolidae
Source: RefSeq, a predicted model, not a curated record